UCGGGACAUUUUUUAUUGCAAAAAUAUGGAAAGAGGAACCACGCUUCUCGGUUGGAAAUGACACGUAAUAAUUUCAACAAAUUCACGCACAUUUUAUUUUGAAUGAACGAGAUUAAAUAUGUCGAAUGCCAGACCAGUCGGUUCUUCCCGCCAUUUCCCGGAAAAAGCUGGAUCCCUCCCUGGGACUCGCCUCGUUACAGAUACGUACCUAGGGGUGCCCAGAACAAUGGCAGUCUCAACUUCUCCGAACACCACCAUGCGAAACACGUCUGUGGUCACUAAACAACCGACCAAGUGUAAAACGAAAGACUCGAAGCAGCCGAGGUUUAUGAAGGAGAGUAAUGUAGACAGUGGACUGACCAUCCUCCCGUGGGAGGAUUUCAUCUAUGAGCCCCGGGUCCUUAACGACUUGUUCAUCCUGGAAAGAGACGGGGUUAUAACCUAUGACCCCGAGGAGGUCAAUGUCUUCUUUCACGCAACUCGGAUGAUGACGCCAACUUUUGGGGAUGUAUCGGAAAACGGCAAAUCAUGGGUGCUGACUGUCGAGAAUGUGGUAGAGCUGGAGAGGGUUCGACUAUGGCUAACUGAUAGAGUAUCAGUGUUUGGUGUCACACUCGUUAAAAAGGAGGGAACUUUUGGUAAAAGUCAGAGAGCGCCAUGUCUGAUAGUAUUUGACCCAAAGAAGGGUAACAUUCGGGACCAGCUGUACCACGCGUUCGUCAGGUCUGUCAGCGCUAUGGACCACGGCAAGAAAUUCUGUAUAGAGGUGAAUCUCAACGGAUGUGUGCAGAACUGGUGUACACGGGUCACUGGUGCCAAAUGUAAGGCUGUUGGCGCCAAACUCAUCAUUACGAACGGUGAGGAGCGAGACCACUUCCUGUCUGCUGAGAACGUGGUCUGCUGUGUCGUCUGCUUGCCAGUGUGGGCCAUACAGACAGGUAUUCUACAGGCACAUCGACACUUCCAGUACAUGGACUACUUUCUAGAUCUGACUAUGGAGGAACUCAGACUUCAUGGCUCUAUGGGAGGAACAGCAAGUCAACGCGAGAAACUCUUCGCAGAAAACACACGUACCGGAGUGUUCCGGACGAAGCCUUCAGAGGCGGGUGUGGCAUCUCUAGACCCUCGACGUGGAAUGGAACUGGACGGACACAAGUACAUCUGUAUCAAGAAGUACGAUAAAAAGGAUAACAAACCCAUGGAGGAAUCUAUUGACGAGCACGAAACGACAACCCUACAUAACCUACUCGCUCACAUAGCGAAAAGUAAACUGAAAAACGAGGGAAUUGAGAACGAGGUGUGUGCAGGCUCUGUGGGCAGUUCUGAUGAAGUCGCCGACAAUCUGACGGACGAUGUAAAGGCAAAGACUACACCAAGUAUAGCCACUGACAAGGCUGGACUCCUUCACACUAACGUCCAAGUUCAUCAGGGUGCGUUUUUAAAUAAGACAUCUGUUUCAAAGGUGCAAUUGAAAGAAAACGCACAGCUGAAAGUAUACGACGACGAAAAUGAAAUAAUGGAUGAAGAUGAGAGGGGGGAAGUUGAUAAAAUGCAAAUUCAGACAACAUCAAAGGGUAUAAAGAAUACAGAGAAUAAACAGCGAAUGAGCUGGGACCAGGACAAAGACGUAAUGAACGAAAGGAUACGUGCUGCAACGUUAGAAACUACAAACGAGCCUCGAAAUAACAAUGUGUACGAAAACGGAAUGGAAACGUUGCUUUUGAAAGGUUAUUCAAGAUGCAAAGAGGAAGAAGAAGAGGAAACAUCAAAAACACCUAGGACAAAGAAAGUAAAAAAGAAGACGAAAAAACGGACUAAUAGCGUGAAUAGACGUAAAACGACUUUGUCGAAUGGAGAUUUCCAGUCGGAUAAUGGCACAACCGAAGGAAGGCCAGUUAGUAGGAAAGGAUAUGCAAAUCAAGACAAUGAUUCGUCUGAUGACAAUGCUGAGGGAUACAAUGCAGGUGAUAACAUCACCAGUCUGUCCCAGACGGCGGAAGUCGACACCUACACACAGGAAGUACGUUCAAGGCGUCGGAAAAGGUCAAAGCAACUGACAAAAGUCUCCGAGUCAUCUGGAGAUGAUAGUGAAGAGGAAUUUACGAAAUAUUUACAGGAUGCUAAUUCUACAAUUCUGAGAAAUAUCGACCAAGAACGAUUAUUCACUGAACGUCAUUAUCCCGAUCAAUUAAAAGGUGCGACGACGGACCAGGUACAGGCCAACCCCAAGCCCUACUUGUUACCGGAAGAAGACGAGUUCGACGGUAGGACAAGUAACAUAAUCCCAGUCGGAAAGACGGAUAGGACGUAUCUCAUAGACAAUACCGAGGACGAUUUGCAACAAAACGGAGCUGAGGGCGACAUUGAACUCACUGACUGUGAAUUGGAUGGUGAUGGCGAGGAGGAAGAUGAGGGUGGAAAUACACAGGAGCAAUCGGAUGUAACGCAAAAGAAGAAGCGACCGAAUACGACAAUGGACCGUUCUAAGAGGCCAAGCAGAUACGAUUCGACGAGAAAGUACCUUGGAAUCCGAACACCGCGACGUAAUCAGCGACCCAUGACGACAGACACCGUACAACAUCAAGCCGUCUACGAAAUGGAGCUCAUGUGAUGGAUAGUUACAGGUGGUCAUAUCAGAAUGUUUACAACCCAGUCUCUUGUUUUAGUAUAUGUAAUCGACCGUAGGAAAGUCUUUCAUUUCUGUCAUGUGCUGAUAUGCAUAGCUCAUACGAUGAGAGUUGUGAUCGACGACGGAUUACGGUAAUUGCGUACGCAACCCUUUUAUUAGGUCACAUAUAUACGAUAAAGUGUUACCGAAAUAAUGUUGUAACUCCUUGGAUUUGUAAGUUGUGCUGUAUGCUGUGGGAGAUUCCAUGUAUUGUUAUUGAAAAGCAUUUUUAUGUGUGUCGUUCCUCAUGCAAAACUUGUCAGUGUACUAGGCGCGUGAAACGGUAAAAUACGUCUCUAUACAAGCAAGCGAGACCAACUAGGCGCGUGAAACGAUAAAACACGUCUCCAUACAAGCAAGCGAGACAAACUAGGCGCGUGAAACGAUAAUACACGUCUCCAUACAAGCAAGCGAGACCAACUAGGCGCGUGAAACGAUAAAACACGUCUCCAUUCAAGCAAGCGAGACCAUCUCAUUUAGACCCUUUCAAACAGUUUCUUUGCAAAGGGUUCAUGGGCAUUUAUGAUAAAGCAGCGUGAAUAAAGGAAAGGCGCCGUAAAUUCUGUAUCGAGGACCCGAAUAAGUCGUUGUAUGGUAAAUAUUGAUAAUGAUGAAACAGUUGAAUGUAUCUUAUUAUUUGAAGGGAUAGGUUUUGAACAGCUUGACAUUAUUGUUAGUGCUCGAGUCCCAGGUAUCCGGGUUAUUAUGACGUCAUACUAUGUAGUGGUUCAUUUGCUAAGGCCGGUUUACGGAGAUUCCAGGUUAAGUUUGCCUUUAAGUUUGGAUUAACUAAAUUCUAGGUAGAAGAUAAAUUCUCGCAGAUUUUGCGGUAAUAUUUCACUGUUUUCUCAGUUUAUAUCACCAAUAAAAGAAAAUGGUCAAGAUAUUUCGCAUAGAAAACGGAAAGAAAAACAAAAACUACUUCAGAUUUAUUUUUUCGCUCAUGUUACAAGCAACUAUCGCCUUUUAAGUUGUUUGCGGGCUCAUUUGAUUAACUAAAAGGUAAAAUGUAUGUUACGUACGCACAUAUUGAUUACGCACAUAAAGGCAAGGUAAAACUUGGGAACCCUUAAAUGUGAAAAUUGGCCCAACCUACAACACACGAAAAAGUGUCGGGGUGAUAUUUUUAAUCAUAUCAAAUUGCAGUGAAUGUAAACUAUAUAAAUAUAUAUCAAUUUUGAAUGCAUUACAACACGAAAUGGAAGUCAUUAAUGCUUAAAAAUGUCAUAAAUCAGCGGGAACCCAUCUUAAUCUAGACCGACAGAAAUAAUCAAACCCACGUUUGUCUCACGGUUUUAUUGUCUGGUUUGUGUUUUGGGACCAAUGCAGCAGUGUGUGUGGAUAAUGUUUCGUGUUUUUUGACAGAACUCCAACUGUCAAACUACAAAGGGAAGUUCUGUGUUUGCUGGCUGUGCCCACCAUCCUACAGUAACAUUUAAAUAUGACACUGUGACACCUAUACAAUAACCUGAAUGUUGUGUCUAUCUAAAUCACAGUUCACCUAGUGACUGUUGCCCCUAACUUGUUGUAACGUCACUAUCAUUGACUCACUGUUGGGCUGAAAGUCAACAUCAUCAUCUUUAGACUAAAAGUCUACACUUUUGAAUUUCGUAUUUCAUUGUAUGUUAAGUUUCUCAAAUGAGAAUAAAACAUGC
Messenger RNA from Mizuhopecten yessoensis (Yesso scallop), 4323 nucleotides. RefSeq lists its product as uncharacterized. The record is from RefSeq and is a predicted model, not a curated record. NCBI's taxonomy places the organism in Eukaryota, Metazoa, Mollusca, Bivalvia, Pectinida, Pectinidae. Bases 119 to 2611 code for a protein of 830 amino acids. The transcript has 6 exons.